Molecule: messenger RNA, 1338 nt
Organism: Miscanthus lutarioriparius
Lineage: Eukaryota; Viridiplantae; Streptophyta; Magnoliopsida; Poales; Poaceae
Source: the annotation of a GenBank genome assembly
AUGGAGCCGCUGCCCCGGAAGCGCAAGGGCGCGCCCCCGGCGUGCUCCACCGCCAGGUCCCUCCAAGAUUUGGCCUCCCGCAAGCGCGCCUGCCGCGGUUCCGAGCCGCAGCAGUCCCCCCGCCGCGCCGACGCGGCCGCCCCCGCCGUGGUGAUGACGGCCCCCGCGGCGAGCGGCGCGUCGGCGUCGGCGGGGGUCCUCCCGGGGCGCGGGCUCAAGCGGAAGGUGGGCUGCAUCGACAGCGCCACGCGGAUCGGGCGGCGGAAGCGGCUGGAGAGCGAGUACGACCUCGGCGAGGAGAUCGGGCACGGCAAGUUCGGGUCCGUCCGCGUCUGCCGCCCCAAGGCCGGGGCCGGGGCCGCCGCCCCGGGCGAGGACGAGUUCGCCUGCAAGGCGCUGCCCAAGAACGCCGGGGACACGGCCCACCGCGAGGUGGAGAUCAUGCAGCACCUAUCGGGCCACCCGGGCGUCGUCACGCUCAGGGCCGUCUUCGAGGACGCCGACGCCUUCUACCUCGUCAUGGAGCUCUGCCACGGCGGACGGCUCCUCGAUGAGGUGGCCAGGGAGGGUAAGCUCUCGGAGCGCCGCGCCGCCAAUGUGAUCAAGGAGCUCAUGGCCGUCCUCAAGUACUGCCACGAGAUGGGCGUCGUGCAUAGGGACGUCAAGCCGGAGAAUGUUCUGCUCACCAAGGCUGGAAGGUUGAAGCUUGCAGAUUUUGGAUUGGCCGUGCGAGUUGCUGACGGUCAGCAAUUGAUUGGUGUUGCUGGCAGCCCCGCAUAUGUGGCACCUGAGGUUCUACUAGGAAAUUACUCGCAAAAGGUAGAUGUUUGGGCUGCCGGGGUGCUUCUGCAUGUUCUAUUGAUGGGCACUCUUCCAUUCCAAGGAAAUUCUGUCGAAGCCAUCUUUGAUGCUAUAAAGACUGUCGAGCUUGACCUUCACAGCAGUCAGUGGGCAUCGGUGUCAAUGCUUGUUCGCGAUCUCAUUGGCCGAAUGCUUAAUCGAGAUGUCUCUUCAAGACCCGAUGCCGAAGAUGUUCUCCGGCACCCCUGGGUCUUAUUCUACACCGAAUGCCCGCAGAAAGCUGAAUUCUCUGAACUAUGGGGUACUAACAAGACUGCAACUCCCAUGAUUCAUAGGGAGAGAGUUAGGUUUGAUUACUGCGAGUCUUUAUCUUCAGAAUCCUCAAGUGACAACUCUGAAGAGCAAGAUGAAUGUGGUAUAGUUGACGCACUGGCGACAGCAAUAACACAGGUGAGGAUAUCGGAGCCCAAGAGGACUCGGCUGUUCAGCCCAGCCAACGGGCUGUUGCCGCCAAGCAGGAACACUCUCCGAACAUGA